AUGGCAGUAUCUCCAUAUCUCAGAACUUGUCAGUUUCUAUGUUUUUUCAUUGCCAUCUUCGCCAACAGUUUACUGCUUUAUUUAAUCAAAAUUCGAGCUGGUUCAUCGUUCGGAAGAUAUCGAGUCAUGAUGAUCUCAUUCUCAAUAUAUGCAAUUUUCUACGCAACAGUGGAAAUCCUGACACUGCCAGUGAUGCAUCUUCAUGGAUCUGGAGUUUUAUUUUACGUGAAUAGCAUUUUAAAAGAUCAUCUGACAGCUGGUGUAAUGGUGUCAACUUUGUAUUGUGGAUCCUUUGCCUUUUGUAUAUCUAUGCUUGCAACUCAUUUCAUUUUUCGAUACAUUGCAGUCUGCAGAAACAACAAACUCUAUUACUUCGAAGGAUACAAAGUAUAUCUCUGGUUCAUUCCUCCAUGUAUCCUUUUCAUUAUUUGGGGAUCUUCAAUUUAUUUCAAUUUUGGUCCAAAUCAAAGCAAACGGGAUUACUUCAGGGAUGUAACGAUGGAAUUAUAUGAAGAAGACAUUGACAAAAUUGCCUUUGUGGCUCCUUUAUACUUUGUGCGCGGACCAGAUGGUAAACGUCAAUUUAAUAUUCAAGAUCUGUUCGGAGCAUCUUUGAGCUGUAUUAUCAUGAGUUCCUGCUUCACCACUUGCAUUGCUUGUGCUUACAAAACAUAUAAGAAGUUAAAUGACUUCUCAACUCAAAUGAGCAAAAGAACAAGAGCUCUCAACAAGCAACUCUUCUGGACUCUCGGAUUUCAAACUCUUCUUCCAUGUUUCACACAAUACGUGCCUGUUGGACUUCUUUUCAUUCUUCCGUUGUUUGAAAUCGAAGUUGGAAAAGCUGGAAAUUUGGUUGGAGUCACGUGUUGUCUGUAUCCUGCAAUGGAUCCACUCAUUGCAAUUUUCAUGAUUGACAGAUUCAGAAAAUUCGUUUUUCGAACAGAAUCUCCAUCCACUACGAAAAGUUCGAAAGUAUCUGCAAUUAAUUCUGACGGAUUUUCGUCAACUGGAAAGUAG
This is a messenger RNA of Caenorhabditis remanei, 1017 nucleotides long. RefSeq lists its product as uncharacterized. Gene Ontology annotation, biological process: olfactory behavior; G protein-coupled receptor signaling pathway. Gene Ontology annotation, molecular function: G protein-coupled olfactory receptor activity. The transcript is spliced from 6 exons. The coding region runs from base 1 to 1017 and encodes 338 amino acids. The record is from RefSeq and is a predicted model, not a curated record. Lineage: Eukaryota; Metazoa; Nematoda; Chromadorea; Rhabditida; Rhabditidae.